This is a messenger RNA of Solea senegalensis (Senegalese sole), 3827 nucleotides long. RefSeq lists its product as uncharacterized. Gene Ontology annotation, cellular component: IRE1-TRAF2-ASK1 complex. Bases 316 to 3093 code for a protein of 925 amino acids. Gene Ontology annotation, biological process: IRE1-mediated unfolded protein response; protein phosphorylation; intrinsic apoptotic signaling pathway in response to endoplasmic reticulum stress. Gene Ontology annotation, molecular function: ATP binding; RNA endonuclease activity; protein serine/threonine kinase activity. NCBI's taxonomy places the organism in Eukaryota, Metazoa, Chordata, Actinopteri, Pleuronectiformes, Soleidae. The record is from RefSeq and is a predicted model, not a curated record. The transcript has 9 exons.
GUAUAAUUUUCCUGUAAAUGGGAGGAGCAAGAAACUAGAGAGAAGUUAUGAUCGUACACCAGAGACACUGUUUCGGAAAUAUUUUUGCAAUUGAGGCUUUGGAGAACAGUAAAGACGUCCCUGGUGUCUGUGCCCACAAGCAUUAGCCACACCCUCAGUGACGUGCAUGUGUGUGGGUGGGAUCUGCCUGUCCCAAUCAUGCAAGAGUAUCGUUUUCACGGAAAUGGGUGGAGGAAGAAACAGAGUCAGGAAACAAAAGCUGUCAAAGAUAGUGCGGGAGAGACCAGCUCAGCACUGUCAUCUUAAAAAGACAUCAUGGCUUUUAUGAAUCAGAAGCAAUUAUUAGAAACAGAAACACACCCCAUAAUAAAGUGUGUAAUUGAUGAUGACUUCAAGAACCUCAAAAAAUUGCUGAAAAUUAGUGACAUUAAUAAUCUCCUCACAUGCGUGGAAAGUAACGAUUCUAUAACCCCACUUAUAGCUGCUGUUGCAAGUUGCAAGUGGGACAUUUUCAUCUGGCUUCUUAAUGUUGAUGCAAACCCAAAUGUUGUGUCCAAAAAUGGCUUUACAGCUUUGCAUUAUGUCUCACAAUCUCAAGCGCCGCCAAAAUUUGUCCGCAAACUAAUUGAAGCUAAAGCUGAUCCAAAUGUAGUGAUACAGAAUGCAUUUGGCCAGAAAAUCAAACUCUCACCACUUCAAAUUGCUAUCAUGCAUGACAGAGAGGACAUUGUGAAAGAGCUCCUCUCUGCUGGUGCACUGGUCGAUGUGUUUCCUGUCAAUUAUCCUGAACUCAUUCAUUCUAAUGAAAAAUUGGUUCAGGUGAUGAACAGAUUGGCAACCAGUGGAGAUGAACUAUGUUCAAAACUAAGAAAAAUUGUGGAACUGAAAAUUGCUGUGCAAAUGAAAACGCCUAAAGAAGUGUUUGAAACUUUUGGCAGUUACAUGUUGUAUGAGGAUCCUCAGACUCAUUUGACCAUAAUUGAACUUCUUUGUUGUGUAACUGGUGAAUAUACAGAAAAAUACCAACAGCUCAGCAUCAACUGGGUGAAGAAACCUGGAAUGUUCAACUCCUACAUCAAAGGGGCAGUGAGUCGCCUUCCAAACAUUCCCGAAGUAUAUCUAUAUGUACCCAUAAAAUGCUUACUUGCUGUCUUCUGCACAAUGGAGGAGAUAGCAACUGAGCAAGCACUCGUGAUUAUUCCCCAACUACUGGAUCAACUCAAGCCCAAAAAUGGACUGAAUUUGAAUCCAGUAGUAGACAUUCAGCAAAUCAUAUAUUUGAUCACACAGAAAACACAAGUCACAAAUGAAUGGCAUCCCAACUUUAUUGAGAAGUUGUGCAACACAGUUGUUCCUUUUGUGAAGGAUCAAUACUCCACUGAUGUUCGCGUCUACACCUAUGGCAUAGUUGCUAACUUGCUUUCUGUUGAACAAGCUGUAAGCAUCUUUACAUCAGUGGGGAUCACAUCAGUGCCCGAAGACAUCCUAACAUCAGCAGAUAUGAAAAUGAACGAUAAGCUGAAAGAGACUCUCAGAUGUUUAAAAAACUAUUUGAGAAAACUGAAUGAAGAGAGUGAGGAUGGUGCAGCUGUACCCGAAUCCAGGAAGAAGAAGAAGAAGAAGAAGAAGAAGAAGGAGAAAGACCAGCACAACAACCAAAAUGUUGAAGUUUGUGGUCCUUCAACUGAUCCAGCAGCAGUUCCUUGUAAACCAGUGGGAACACAAGAACCACCACACUUUAGCAAGAGGUGGAGGGAGAAGUUAGAGAAGCUUGCAAACACUGAUGAAACCAAAGUGACCAGAAUUGAGAGCAUUAUGUACAUGAAUAAUGUAGAUUUUCGCAUAGCCAAGGGAAGUGAUGGCACUGAAGUUUUCUUGGGGCUGAAGAGUGAUGGCACUGAAGUGGCAAUUAAGAGAAUGUCGAGAACCAACUAUCAAGUGCUGAUGAAUGAGAAAUCACUUUUGCGACUUCCAAAGCUGUAUGACUGCCCUGUUGUACGAUAUAUCGACUUUGCAGAGGACAACACAUUUGGAUAUCUUUGUCUUCAACUUUGUGAAUACACCCUGGAAGAAUAUAUCAAAGAUAAUGAUGGCAGUCUGGAUAAAGAGCAACUCGUGUAUGACAUUCUUGACAGUUUAAGAGCUCUUCAUUGUCAAAGGCCUCAAAUUCUCCACCGAGAUCUCAAACCACAAAAUGUUUUAAUAGAUGUGAAUGGAAGGGCAAGAUUAGCUGACUUUGGCAUUAGUCGACGUUUACCCAAGGGCCAAACAACUUACCGCACACGUAGUGCAGGAACAGAAGGCUGGAUGGCCACGGAGACUUUAAAGGAUGAAGAUGAAGAUAAUGAUGUACGAUACAAGUGGAGCACUGAUAUACAGGUUGCAGGGAUGCUGAUUUACUACAUCCUCUCCGGAGGACACCAUCCAUUUGGGGAAACCUAUGAGCGAGUGUACAACAUUCAUAAAGGGAACUACAAGUUGGACCAUGUUCAAGAUGUGGUUGCAAAGGAUCUCAUCGAGUGGAUGAUCAAUAAAGAGCCAGAGAAAAGACCUAAAGUGGAAGAAUGCUUGAAUCACCCCAUCUUCUGGACCAACACAAAGAAAGUGGAAUACUUGAGAAGGGUUGGAAACAGGAACGAGGUGUCAGUCCGUGAAACGAACCAGGAAUUGGUUUCCUUAGUUGAAGAAUGGGCUGUGGGUGUAUCCUACAAUCAGUGGAAAGACAAGUUUCCACCAGACUUGGUCAAGGAAGUGGAUGACAAGAAGAGGCCCUACCCUAACAACAUAUUUGGAUUAGUUCGUUUCAUUCGAAUACUCCGGGAGCACUAUCCCCACCACAUAGACAAAGUCGACCCACUGAGAAUAUUUCCUCAUCUCUUUGGAUGUAUUUAUAAAUUAACCAAAAGCCAAGGAUGGCAUUUGGAGUGGAGUCUCUUGAAGGAAAUGUUCACAGCAGAUGUGACACGAAGCGCCACCCAAGAUGCAAUGCCACUCACAAACCAUGAAGAUAUCAGUGUCGCUGUUCAAGAAUGUCAGCCCAGUUUCACAGAGACAACGGCAAACGCCACCAUUGUCACAGAUGCACCAGAGUAAAUGUAAAUUGUUGCUAGAAAGUAACACCUAUGAUAGACGGUUGAACUUUACCCUCUAACCUUACUGUUGAUCUGUGGACGGAUUAUUAGCAUUUGCAGAAUUUCUUUGGUGUUGAUGAUGAACUAUUUCGCAAUACCUUUUCAGCAUUACAUAAAUUAAGUGAUUAGAGGCUUCUGUCCGUCCUCUAGGGUCUGUUUACAGCCCCACAGUCAAAUCUGUGGCGGACAUUUGACCACUCCGAUCACACGGCAGUUCAGAGAGCUAGAGCAGCUACUGAUAUUGACUGGUUCACACUUCAUCUACUGUGCAUACAGGUCCUGUCUGAUGCUGCAGCACAGAGGGAAACUUCCUAUGUUCCAGAGAAACCUAAAAAAGGAAGGAUAUGUGCCUGUAUCCGUGGAGAGAAAAAAGUAUUUCUCUUCUUACUCAUUAAACAUGAGAUUCUUUUUAAUAACCUGUGGAUAUUUUUUAUAUUGUCCAUAAAUUCUGUUUUUAUGAAUUUAAAGAAAUGUGAUUGUGAGAUGUUUGUGUUAAAUGUUAUAUAAACAUUAAAUGUUAUAUUUCUGAUUUGAUAUGAAGAUGACAUGUGUACAUGCAGAGAUAUGUAACAAUACUUGUUUUCUGUACAAAAUUCACACAUCUGUCGUUUGUGAUUUAUAUUUCUUGCAACUUGUACUAUUAUUUAGUUAGUUACUAUUAUAUUUCCUUAAUAAAUUGUGUACUUUUACCACAAA